AUGGAGAAGAAGGAUCAGAAUGACGAGAGCAAGAGCAUUCACGACAUCCUCCCUCUUGAGCUUAUUCACGGAAUCCUACUGCGGGUGCCAACCAGACAUCUCGCUCGCCUCAGGCUUACCGACAGUACGCAUCUGCAUGGAUUUGGUUAUGAUGCAUCACAGGAUGAUUACUUAGUUGUUGCAGCUUGGGGGGAUUCUGAAAGUCAAGAAGAUCACUUGGAAUGUUUGUCGUUGAAAACCAAUUCAUGGAUUAAUCUUGAUGCUGCACUUCCUAAUCCCUUGGGUAUUUAUCACGGUCGUUCUCGUGGGUUGUUCUUGAAUGGCGCUAUUCAUUGGGUGUCUUCCAAUCUUAAAGAUUACAGGGAUGCUAUUCUUAUCUUUGAUCUCAAGGAAAGAACUUUCUCAAUGAUAUCUGCCCCGGAACAACUGCCAACGAGUGCAUACUUCUAUCCAAGUCUCGCCCUACUAGGAGGCUGCCUAGCCUUGUAUUAUCACAAUAAUGAUAGCUAUAAAACUCACAUAUGGGUGAUGAAAGAAUAUAAAGUGCAAUGUUCUUGGACGCUCUAUCAGAUUCCUUCCUAUGGAGGCUUCCAGCCUCUGUGCUUAUCUAGUAAUAGGUAUAUUAUUGGAAGAUUUUAUCAAAGAGUCUCUUGCAACUCCCUAGUAACAUUAAGGAUAAGGAUAACUAAAGAAGAUGAAAAAGAACGAAUAUCACUCGCCAAUAUGAAAUUUAGCAUAUAA
Molecule: messenger RNA, 741 nt
Organism: Arachis stenosperma
Lineage: Eukaryota; Viridiplantae; Streptophyta; Magnoliopsida; Fabales; Fabaceae
Product: F-box/kelch-repeat protein At3g06240-like
Exons: 4
Coding region: 1-741 (246 amino acids)
Source: RefSeq, a predicted model, not a curated record